GAAAAGGGUUCAUUGCCCAUUCCUAUCCUGUCACUUUCUCUCAGUCAUCUCUCACCGGUUCACCGAUCAAGAUCAACGACCCCACAAGAGGACAAGUGUCUAGCUGUUUGCUGUUAAUAUCGAAACGUGUCCAGGACAUAUAUACAAUGCCGAACGGAAUAGCUUGCGGAGAAAUCCAGGUCAUUUUUGGCCCUAUGUUUUCUGGAAAGACCACAGAGUUGAUUCGACGGUUGAAACGGUACCAAAUUGCCAAAUACCGUUGCCUGAUUCUUAGAUACGCCAGAGAUGUCCGAUAUAGUACUACGGGUAUAGCCACACAUGACAAGCAAGAGCUUCCUGCAGUGUCUGCUGAAAAGUUGUCAACAGUCAGACAUUUUGCCGAUGAUGUGAAUGUCAUAGGUAUUGACGAAGGACAAUUUUUUCCUGAUUGUGUUGACUUUGCUGAAGAAAUGGCUAAUGCUGGUAAAAUUGUUAUUGUGGCUGCUUUGGAUGGUGACUUUCAGCGGAUUGGCUUUGGAGACAUUUUACGGCUUAUACCUUUGGCUGAAAGUGUUGUGAAACUAAAAGCAGUCUGCAUGGCAUGCUUUAGUGAUGCUUCAUUUACAAAACGGACAUCCUUAGAAAAAGAGCUAGAGAUUAUUGGUGGAGAAGACAAGUACAUGGCUGUUUGCCGUCGGUGUCACCUCUCUGUAUCUACUAUCACUCCCUCCAAAUUUCCAUUAUCCGAACGCACCAAUAACAAGCUAACACCUUCUAAAAUGGAAGAGCACUUAAAAGUAAAACGUGACUUGUCUAAUGCCUUGAAAAUGGAUGCAAUGGAUGUGGAGAACUGCAACUUUGCAUGAUUAUGGCCAAUGCAUGGCCCAUUGUUAGUUGUGUGAUAGGAAUUAAUUAAUUUUUAUAUUCAUACUCCCUGUAUUAUUGCAAAGCAAACCUGCUAGAUUCUUAAUUUUAUAUUAUAUAUGAGGACUUCAAUUUAUUUUGAUUUUGUCUUUACUUUUGCUGUGUGUUACCUCAAUUUGUUGUUGAUAAUAUUCCCAGCAAAUAAUAAGUGCAAUAGAAUUAAUAGCAUACAUUUAUUUUUUAUUCUGUCUUAAAAUAAAAAUCUUAUUAUCUAUAUGAA
Messenger RNA from Frankliniella occidentalis (western flower thrips), 1123 nucleotides. Its product is annotated as thymidine kinase, cytosolic-like. Bases 147 to 845 code for a protein of 232 amino acids. Gene Ontology annotation, biological process: thymidine metabolic process. NCBI's taxonomy places the organism in Eukaryota, Metazoa, Arthropoda, Insecta, Thysanoptera, Thripidae. The record is from RefSeq and is a predicted model, not a curated record. The transcript is spliced from 4 exons. Gene Ontology annotation, molecular function: ATP binding; thymidine kinase activity.